AUGUUGAGUUAUCCAUACCCGGAGGGGUACACGGUGCCAAAAUUCAUCAAAUUCAAUGGCAAGCAGGGAAAUGCUCGAGAACAUGUUGUUCGGUUCGUUGAGACUUUGGGGAUUCAUGGUACAAAUCUUAUCCUCCGACUAAGAGAAUUCUCCAUGUCCCUCACCGACCGAGCAUAUAGUUGGUACGUUAACUUGACCCCAAACUCUAUUCGAAGUUGGGAAGAGAUGGUCAACAAAUUCCAUGCCAAAUUCUUUCCAGCGGCUGAGAAGAGGUUCCAAGACAAAGCUGUGGAUUGUCAUGAGGCUGUAGAGGAAAGCUACUUGGACCAAAUCUGUGUUGAAGGGGCAUUGAACAUGUAUAAGAUGCUUCUUGUUAAUCACAAGAUGCCUACCUUCUCGACACUAAUUGAAGCAUCUCGGAACAUCAACGUACCUCAAUCUCAGGAGAUCGGGUUCAAGACUAGUUAUAAAAGCAGCUUCAAGUCAUCUCGAGGACCUUCUGUCACUGCAGCUUCCGCGUCUUCUACACGAAAGUCGCAGGCGGAGGAAUUCAGAGGUCAGAAGAGGAAAAACUGUGAAGAUGACACUCCUUUUCCGUGUAGCGUUAAGGAGGUGAAGGCCUUAGUUAAAGAAUGGGUGGCAGGCGGGGAACUGAAGUUGCCUCGUAUCGAAGAGCUUUUGCCGAAGAAGGACCGCGAGGGUCCUAAUUAUUGUGUUUUCCACCGAUCACUAGGACAUCCUAUAGAAAAGUGUCGGACACUUAAGAAGAUCUUUAGAAAGAAAGUCGAAGCAGAUGAGCUAGAGUUUAAAGAACAAGGGCCCCAGAAUAUCUUAGAAGACGUGGCUAUGAUGGUGUAUGACGGCCACAGCCUGAGCAGCUGGUGA
Messenger RNA from Camellia sinensis, 885 nucleotides. The record is from RefSeq and is a predicted model, not a curated record. NCBI's taxonomy places the organism in Eukaryota, Viridiplantae, Streptophyta, Magnoliopsida, Ericales, Theaceae.